ACAAGCAUUAGGAGGAAACAAACUUGCUCUCUGUGGCCGCCUCUGGGUGCUUUGUUACUUUACUUCCCUCUCAUUAUUACAAAAGGACUGUGGAGUGAGAAGUCGUCUCAAAGUCAGCUGUUGGAGGACGUGCUGAGAACAAGACGAAAUGUCUCAGGUGCCAGAUGGGGCAAGUCUAGUGAAGUCCCAGAUAACAUCAGAACCCAAACAGGACUCAGACACAAUGUCUCAGCAACUUCUCUAUCGAGCUCUGGUGUCUGCUAAGUGGGUGUCUGAAGCAAUCAAGUCUUCUCAGGCUGGGUUGGCUGUCCGGCUCCUGGAUGCCUCCUGGUACCUUCCCAAAAUGAAGCGUGAUCCUCGGAGUGAGUUUGAGGAACGGCACAUCCCUGGCGCUGCUUUCUUCGACAUAGACCAGUGCAGCGAUCGCACAUCGCCUUAUGAUCACAUGCUACCCAGUGCUGGGGAGUUUGCAGAGUACGUGGGCAAGCUGGGUGUGAGCAGUGACUCCCAUGUUGUGGUGUAUGAUGCAAGUGAUCAGGGGUUGUUUUCGGCCCCUCGUGUCUGGUGGAUGUUUCGGGUCUUUGGGCAUGAAGCUGUUUCCCUUCUAGAUGGUGGAUUAAAGAACUGGGUGCGGGAAGGGUAUCCAGUCAGCUCUGGAAAGAGCCGUCCCACCCCAGCUGAAUUCCAUGCCUCUCUAGAUAAGUCAAUGGUGAAGACCCACAUGGACAUCAAAGAGAACAUUGAGUCACGCCAUUUCCAAGUUGUGGAUGCACGGACUGCUGGGCGGUUCAUGGGGAUAGAACCUGAGCCUCGGGAAGGAAUUGAGCCUGGUCACAUCCCUGGCUCAGUGAACAUCCCGUUCACCGACUUCCUCACAGAGGAGGGCUUGGAAAAGAGUCCCGAGAAGAUCCAGAGCUUGUUUCAGGAGAAGAAGGUGGAUCUCUCCAAACCUCUUGUGGCCACUUGUGGUUCAGGCGUCACUGCAUGCCAUGUGGCACUGGGGGCAUACCUGUGCGGAAAGCCUGAUGUUGCAAUUUAUGAUGGAGCUUGGGUGGAAUGGUUCAUGAGGGCACGGCCUGAACACAUCAUUUCGGAGAGCAAGGGAAAGAGCCAGUGAGAUACAGCCUCCUGUCUCAGCUGAAGCAGAAAUGUUGCCUUGACACUGGGAAGAGAACAGGCCUAACAAAUCAUAAGAUGUCUUGCUGUCAAGUAAAGAUUUUUUUAAAUGGA
Molecule: messenger RNA, 1230 nt
Organism: Sceloporus undulatus (fence lizard)
Lineage: Eukaryota; Metazoa; Chordata; Lepidosauria; Squamata; Phrynosomatidae
Gene: MPST
Product: mercaptopyruvate sulfurtransferase
Exons: 3
Coding region: 149-1117 (322 amino acids)
Biological process (GO): transsulfuration
Cellular component (GO): mitochondrion
Molecular function (GO): thiosulfate-cyanide sulfurtransferase activity
Source: RefSeq, a predicted model, not a curated record